AUCUUUUUAAUGAUAACAAGAAGCUUUUAAAGAAUUUUGCAGUGAACCUCCCAUCACUCGGCGUCACUGUGCCGCUUCCGUCCGCCGCGAACCACCGUGCCCAUCGCCUCUUUCUUACCGGCGCCAUUCCCGAUGCCUUCUUCCGGUGCGGCGGUUGAUCCAUCUAUCAAGAGUUCAUCAUCGAUACCUAAUCCAGAGGUUGAAGAGGAUGAAGACGAGGAAUACGAAGAAAUUGAGGUUGAAGAGGAGAUUGAAGUUGAAGAAGAAAUAGAGGUAGAAGAAGAAGAGGAAGAAGAAAUGGAGGUAGAAGAAGAGGUAAAGGAAGAGGGGGAGGAGGAGGAGGAGGAGGAGGAGGAGGAGGAAGAAGUAGGAGGUGAAGGAUCAAUUUCACCGAAUGUAGAUGAUCAAAAAGAAGAGGUAGAGGAGGAGGAGGAGGAAGAGGAGGAGGAGGAGGAGGAGGAGGAAGAAGAAGAAGAAGAAGAAGAAGAAGAAGAAGUGGAGGAGGAGGAGGAAAAGGAAGAGGAAGAAGAAGUACAAGGUGAAGGAUCAAUUCCAAUGAAUGUAGAUGAUAAAAAAGAAGAGGUAGAAGAGGAGGAGGAGGAGGAGGAAGAAGAAGAAAUACAAGGUGAAGAAGAAAAAGGUCAAGGAUCAAGUCUACUCAAUGUAGAUGAUCAAAAAGAUGGUAUCCAAGUUCUGGAACCUUUGGCGCUUGAACACCUGUUAAGAUCAGACUUUUCUUCUCAACAAGAACUUGUAGCAAAUUUACCACAGCAUACCCCUUUGAUUGAAGGUGCUAAUGAGAGUUGCAGAAUUUCUGAUUCAGAUGGAACAAGAGAGAGGAUAGAUGGAAAAAGAACCCACAUAGAUUCUGAUGUUCAAGCUUCUGGAUUUGAGGAUGGUGAAACAAAUACAGAGAGAAUCCAGCGUUCUGGUCAAGAACUGGAUGCUGAAACAUUGACUGAUGUUUCUGGCAAGGUGGCUAUUGGUGUUCAGUUUACUGAUGGAGGUGAUCAAGAAGCUAUGGACGAUUUAAAGCAAACAUCACCAAGGUUGGAUGUUCUCAAGACAAGGCAAAGAAGUUCGUCCCCUGCUGCUGAUUCUAGGGGAGAAAGCAAAAGAUUAGCAAUGAGAUGUGAGUUUUUUGCCAGGGGUUGGUGCAUCAAAGGGAACUCUUGUAGAUUUCUUCACAUAAAGGAUCAUGUGACUAGCCAUGAUAAGGAUGGUGGUCUAGAUGAUACAAUGAUAAAAAGCAAACUUGCAGAUGACAAAGGUUUGGAAGAGAGUGGCAAAAGAUCAGUGCUGGAUGGUUCUUCUGAUUCAGUACAAUCAGCAGUUCAAUCUGGAGAAAAUCUGAAAUUGAGAGGCGACGAGGAAUUGCAUAUGCGUUCAGAUGGACCUUCAUCCACCCCAGACUUCAGAAGAGAGAGUCUUGGAUGUAAACCGUACUUGGCUGGUUAUAGCACCUCGUCUUCACCAUUACUCAAAGAUGGCUUCUUACAUAAGAAUAUCCUCCAUGAUGGAAAGCUUAACUCAGUCCUGUUGUCUGACAGUUACCAAAAUACAGUAGUUUCCCCUUACACCUCAGGUUUGGAUGAUAUGAAUCAUAAGAGGAACCGGUCUGUGUUUGAAAAACAUGGCUUGCGAGUCUUUAAUGACUCUGUAGAUAGGUUGUCUCAUCAUUGUUCUUCUUCGCGGAACAUAGAUGCCCUUGAUGAUCAGAAGCUUUUGGAUUGUAGCCAAGAGUAUUCUUCUUCUAGAUCCACCUCUUUGCAUCAUAAGUCUUCAGCAUUUCCUAGUUCCAAAACUGAACUUUCUCGGAUUGAUUUAUCAUGGGACACACGAUACUCAUCUGAUUAUAGAACUAUGGCGCUUUUUGACGAUUGGGAGCCAUCUGUUCCUUUUCGACCAUCAUUCUUGCUUAGUCAAAUGAUCGGAUGUCCUGAAAGUCUAUAUGAUCCUAUUCGUGAUAGUAUUGAUCAAAGUAAUGUAGGAGAUGGACCCUCAAAAUUGUCUUCCUCUGCAAAAGGAGGGCCUGUAGUAACCAAGCAUAUGCAGACAAAUGCUGAUCCAGUUUCAACAGGAACCUUGGGUCCAGAACAGAGCUCCAAUAAAGUUCCAAUUUCUGGUAAUAUCUACCAUAGGGAUAUAUUGCCUGACAACCUGUCCGAGAAAGAUAUGUCUACUAAUGAAACAGAUACAGCAGAUACAGCAGUUGCUCAUCAGGAAAUCAAUACCUCUUCAAAAGAAGAGAAGUAUUCAAGAUCUGCUAACCUCAGAGGUGCCACAAAAGCAGAUAAACAAUUAUCUACUGAACUACCGCGCACCAGGACCAGAAAAAAGACACAAUCAGAGUCUGAGAGGCUCAGACACGGAACUGAAAUUGAUAUUGACCGGAAGACAGACAGAUCUGUGAACAAAGAGUCUAGAGUUAUGAAGCAUUUUCAUGCUGCUCUUGUAGAAUUUGUUAAAGAACUAUUAAGGCCAACUUGGAGUGAAGGUCUCAUGAGUAAGGAUGCUUACAAGAUGAUAGUCAAGAAGACAAUUGAUAAAGUUGUCAACUCUUUGCACCCCAAUCAGAUUCCUGGUACGGCUGAAUCAAUCAGACAGUAUCUUGAUUUAUCUCAGCAAAAACUUGCUAAGCUCAUUGAGGCAUACGUGGAAAAAUAUGGAAAAUCGUGAUAACAUUAAAUGAGCUUUGGUCAGCAUAAGGGGUGCGUGGAUAUAUAUGGAAAAUCUUGAAUCUAUUAAAUCAGUUAUGCUAAGCAUAUUGCCAACAAUAGUGAAUUGGUAAAGCACAAUUUUGUGAGCCUAAUUUGAUACUUCUAGGGGUUAGAAUGAAGACUUCGAAACCAUUUAUUUUGUGUACGGAUUUUCUGUUUAGCUAGGAACUUUUCUGCUACCUUGUGUCCAUAACUGAAGUCAACUAUCGUACUGUAACUUCUCAUUGGGGUUAUAGCAAUGGCAGUUCCUAAAUAGGUUUUUGUGAUUCACGUUGUUAAGAGUAUUGAGUGUUGUUAGUUUAGAAUAUUAAAAUUGUUUAAGGUUUUAAGCUAAAUGUUGUCCGUGUCGUACAAAUAUUAUAUUUGUAUGUGUUUGGCACCUACAAAUAGGCGUCAUUUAUUGAUCAAAUUAUCAAGUCAUCAAUAUAUCUGCUCCUUUUCUCUCA
Messenger RNA from Solanum tuberosum (potato), 3166 nucleotides. RefSeq names its product protein FRIGIDA-ESSENTIAL 1-like. The coding region runs from base 133 to 2679 and encodes 848 amino acids. Gene Ontology annotation, molecular function: metal ion binding. The transcript is spliced from 8 exons. The record is from RefSeq and is a predicted model, not a curated record. NCBI's taxonomy places the organism in Eukaryota, Viridiplantae, Streptophyta, Magnoliopsida, Solanales, Solanaceae.